This is a messenger RNA of Thunnus maccoyii (southern bluefin tuna), 1750 nucleotides long. RefSeq names its product DnaJ heat shock protein family (Hsp40) member B2 (gene dnajb2). The record is from RefSeq and is a predicted model, not a curated record. NCBI's taxonomy places the organism in Eukaryota, Metazoa, Chordata, Actinopteri, Scombriformes, Scombridae. The transcript is spliced from 11 exons. Bases 347 to 1300 code for a protein of 317 amino acids. Gene Ontology annotation, molecular function: Hsp70 protein binding.
ACGCUCUAUUUUUUCUCUCAGCUGAUGGUGACGUAGCUGUGUGCGGCUUUAGACCAGCAGCACACAGUCAGGACAAACAGGGCCGUUAGUUUUCCCCGUGGGGAGCGUAGAGUAGACCGCAGAGGCAUAACGGUACUCUGCAGUGAGAUUGUGUUGUUAGAGAGUGUCUGUGUCGGGGCGGCGGAGCGGAGGAGGCUGUCCGCGGGGCUGUCGCAAAGAGACGGGAAGCGCAUUCCAGAAGAACCGCUGUUAUUGUUGCAACAGAACCGGCGGACAGACGGUUAAAUUGCUCACUGAUCAGACAAGAGGCUCAGGAGUGGUGUAGUGAGGGGUGACAGAAGGAGACAUGGUGGAUUACUAUAACAUCCUGGGAGUAUCCAAAACAGCCUCUCAGGAUGACAUCAAGAAGGCGUACAGGAAACUGGCCCUGAAAUGGCAUCCAGACAAAAAUCCAGACAACAAGGAGGAAGCAGAAAAAAAGUUCAAAGAACUGGCUGAGGCCUAUGAAGUCCUGUCUGACAAGAGUAAACGUGACGAGUACGACAGAUUUGGAAAUGACAGAAUGAGACACAGAGGUUCCAGCUCCAGCCCAGACUUUUCUUCAGAUUUCCCAGGUUUCACCUUCACAUUCCGCAACCCAGAUGAGGUGUUCAGAGAGUUCUUCGGUGGCCAGGAUCCCUUUGCUAGCUUCUUUGAUGACUUCUCAUCAUUUGGAGGCUCGUCCUCUCGUCUCGGCCCCAGUCGCUUCUUCUCUUUCCCUUCAGCAGGAGCUGACUUUACCUCCUUUUCUUCCCUGGGUGGUCUGCAUGGGAUGGACAGCAUGGGAGGAGGGAUGGGCAACUUCAAAUCGGUUUCUACCUCCACUCGCAUUGUAAAUGGCAAACGCACCACCACUAAGAAGAUAAAGGAGAACGGGCAGGAAAGAACAGAGAUUGAGGAGGAUGGGGUGUUAAAGAGAAUCCUAAUUAAUGGUGUGGAGGAUGAAAUGGCACUUGCGCUGGAGCUGAGCCGACGAGAGGGACUGCCCCAUCCAUCACCUCAGAAGCCACAAAGCCCAAACAAAUCAUCUGUUGAGCCCGACAGAUCCCGUCCCAGCCCUUAUUCUGCAGGCACAUAUCGGUCAUUUAGCUCCGCUCCCUUCUACAACUACGGAGGGGUUAGUGGAAGCAGUGAGGAUGAUGAGGAAGAUGAAGAACUGCAGAUGGCUUUGGCAUGCAGCCUGUCAGAAAUGGAAGCCCAGCAGAGAGCAGCUGUUACCGACUUCAUAUCAGACUCAGACUUCGAGGCCUUCACAAGCUAACCUGAUUGGCUCAUGCUGCUCUGUGCCCUAGCCCUACCAUGAGGUCAAAGGUCAAUUCCCCAUGAUGCACUUGUCUCUCACUGCCCACCAUGGCUUCUACCUGCUGAAUGACACUUAAAAAAAAAAGAUUCAAAUGUGUAUUUUAUAUGUAUGUGUGUGAAUGAGUGUACAUAACUCCUUCUGGAGCGAAAGACUGGAAACUUUGUAUUUUGAAACUCGAGAAAAUAGCUCUAAUCAUCUCUGCAUUAAAAAAACAUGAUGUUUCUGCUGAAUUUUAACUAAUUUUGUUUUGUGAAACCAGUUACAUUAUCAGAAAACAUUGUACGCAGGGUAGAAAAUGACCAUGCUGAGAGAAUAAUUAUCCCUGCAAAUGGAAACUGAAAUGGAAAAACAUUAAAAUCUUAUGAAUCAUGUAUAAAGCAGGGAAAAUAAAGCACUUCCUGCUGACUA